AUGGAAAGAUUGGGUAGACUGUUCGCCUUGUUAGAGGAGAAAGGUAUCAAGCUGAAUCUGACUAAGUGCGACUUGGUGAAGCAGGAGGUGAAAUUUCUAGGUCACCGAGUUUCUAAGGAUGGAAGUACUCCUGAUCAGAAAAAUCUAGAAGCAAUUAGAGAACAAGCUCCACCUAAAAAUGUCAAGCAAGUUAGGAGAUUUAUUGGCAUGUGUGGGUUUUAUCGGAAAUUUGUACCCAAUUUUUCAAAGAUAGCCAUGCCUCUCACAAAUCUCAUGAAAGGGGAUGUAAAGUUCAGUUGGACGGAUGAAUGUCAGGUUGCAUUCGAGGCUCUCAAAACAAAACUUAUGUCAACGCCCAUUUUGGCUAGUUAUCAACCUGAACUUCCUCUGGUCUUAGUCACAGAUGCUAGCGAUGAGUGCGUAGGAGCGGUACUGCACCAAGUUCAACCUGAUAAAAGUGUCCGACCUCUAGGUUACUAUUCUAAGAAGAUCAGGCGAAAGAUUGCUAAGGCAACCCUUGAUCAGUUUGAAAUUCUGGAUGGUGUGUUGCACUAUGUUAGAGAGACCAAAGAUGGCAGUCUAAAUUACACUGUAGUAGUACCCCGACACCUAGUCAGAAAGGCACUAGAAGUUGCUCAUGAUCAAUCAGGACAUUUUGGGCAGUUCAAAUCCAUCAAGCAGGCAGAAAAGGGUUGUUUUAUUGGCCUACUAUUAAGUCGGAUGUAA
Scylla paramamosain (green mud crab) is the source of this 726-nucleotide messenger RNA. RefSeq lists its product as uncharacterized. The coding region runs from base 1 to 726 and encodes 241 amino acids. The transcript is spliced from 2 exons. NCBI's taxonomy places the organism in Eukaryota, Metazoa, Arthropoda, Malacostraca, Decapoda, Portunidae. The record is from RefSeq and is a predicted model, not a curated record.